Pseudocercospora fijiensis CIRAD86 is the source of this 532-nucleotide messenger RNA. RefSeq lists its product as uncharacterized. NCBI's taxonomy places the organism in Eukaryota, Fungi, Ascomycota, Dothideomycetes, Mycosphaerellales, Mycosphaerellaceae. The transcript is spliced from 3 exons. The annotation marks the transcript as partial. The record is from RefSeq and is a predicted model, not a curated record.
CCCACCAUCAAGCACUCCGCGGUCAACACAGCCCUUUCACACGAUCAGAUCGCCCGAGAAACUUCACCAUAGAGACUCCAAGAAUCCAACCAACAUGCACCCUUCUUGCCCAAAGUGCGGAACCAGCGUCUCUGGUGGAAAGACAUGCGGUUCUUGCGGCGCGAGCUGCCCAGUCUAAAAUAAUGUGACUGCACAAGCGAUCGAUGUGGGGAGGGGAGUGAGGAGUUGGGGAAUUGAUGAGGCGACGAGUUGACGAUGCCAUACGAUGACGAGAUACGAAAUACAAUUGGAGCAGCGACAGAAGACGAGGGGGGAAGUGCUACCCGGAGAGAAGACCGAGAAUGUUGCAAUUACGUAGACUGGAACUUUGAUGGAGUUGCAUCAGGCUGAUACGCAUAGGCUUCGGCGACACUACUGGCGCGAGAAACAUGUCACAUUCGUUUUGUGUCAUUCGUUUAGACGGCUUUGUCGUAGAAAUCAUAACGUCCGCCUCACUUCCUCGUUCAAUUCCUGCAGCAGGUCAUGGAUGUAU